AUGGGUUUCAAGGACGAUUUCAGAGUCGUGAUUGCAGGGGGUAGCAUUGCUGGCCUCUCACUGGCCAACAUGCUGCAGCUCUACAAUAUCGACUUUGUCGUUCUCGAGGCAUAUCCUGACAUCGCACCUCAAGUGGGAGCAAGCAUUGGAAUAUUACCACAUGGAAAUAGGAUAUUGGACCAGCUUGGCUUGCUUCAAAAAAUUCUAGAUCUGUGUCCUCCUCUGGACUCGUUUCACUUUCGUAAGGAGUCCGGCCAUGUGAUACGAGAAUUCCGAGGAAUGAAUUCCUCUAUGCAUGAGAGACAUGGCUAUCCAAUUACCUUUUUAGACAGACAAAUGGUGCUUCAAGUGUUGUAUGACAAUAUCAAGGACAAGAAAAAGGUCCUCACCAAGAAACGCGUCAAAGAGGUUGAACUCUUCGAUGAUGGUGUUACUGUCCAGACUUCUGAUGGGUCUUUCUAUUCAGGUGAUAUUCUUAUUGGUGCAGAUGGGAUUCAUAGCACUGUUAGAGGAGAAAUGUGGAGGAUUGCAAAUAAGGAGUCACCUGGGUGGAUUCCGUCCACCGAGCCUUCUGCCGUGCCAUGCGAUUAUGGAUGCAUUUUUGGGAUUUCCAACCCUUGUGGGAUUGAACCUGGUUCGUCGAACUCUGUGUUUAAGAAGCACCAGUCCUAUAUCGUGAAUGGUGGUCCAGCCGGUCGUGUGUAUUGGUUCUACUUCUUCAAACUACCAAAAAGAGUGUACGGAAGUGAUAUUCCAAAGUAUACAAAGGAAGAAGAGAAGAAACUGCUCGCUCAAAGAGCGAAUGAUAACAUCACGCCGACUAUAACAUUCAAGACUCUUUUAGAUAAGAAGAUAUCGUCAAACAUGCUUCCAUUGCAGGAAUACGUCUUCAAACAAUGGUAUUACAAGCGGAUAAUCACUAUUGGCGAUUCUGCACACAAGUUCCACCCAAUUGCAGGCCAUGGUGGCAAUGCGUGUAUUGAAUCAGCGGCUACCUUUGUCAAUGCACUCCGUAGAGCACUUGCAGAGUCGCGAGGCAGAAAGCCUACACUUGAACAGAUCGAGAAUGUAUCCGCCGAGACCCAAAGGAUUCGCCAAGCAAGAACAACGUCGCUGAAGGAACACUCGCACGAUCAACAGCGGACUGAGCUUCUGGAUACACCUUUGCAUGAGAUACUAGCUCUGCAUUUACUGCCGCGGACCGACACGGAAGAUAUAACCUUCAAUUUCUCUCGCAACAUGCCUCUCGCCGAGAAGCUAGACAGCCCUAAAUUGUGCUCCGUUCCGCGACUAGUGCCUUACAAAGAUGAGCUUCUUAGCAGCCCAGCGCCUCGAGGUAUGACAAAAUGGUACUUCACAGCAUUCUACCUAGCGAUUGCUGGCCUCGUCCAUUACGGGAUGUGGGUCUGGUCAGCUAACUAUGACCUUGGAAACCAUCUGUUGAAGGUUGUGACUACUGGUUCGUAUUCUUACGAUCCAGGAUUUACCUUGAAACGGAAGUAUAUCGGAAUCAAGCCCAUUGAUGACUAUCUUGUGUUCCUAGCCGCUGCGUAUAUGCCCGGCUUGAAGAACUGGGACCCUAAUUUCGGGACUUUGCAAAUGUACUUUCUGGGAAUGCUUGUUCAGCCUAUUGCAGUGUGGUCUGUAGAGGCAUUCCGAAAACGUAACAUGCUAACGCCAGUGUCGGUAAUAACAAUAUGGCUGACGCUUGUCCAAUGGGCUGGCAUUGGAAUCUACAUGCCGAUUUACUAUGCCAUCUAUACACUUAUUUCUGAGCCAGAAACUUACUGGUGGCCACUGAAUCGCGAGGUUCGCCCCGAAUUCGCUACUUCGCUAACAUGGGCUGUCAAUAUUGGCUAUACGCUACCCACAGUUCUCAUGUUCAUCCCGUGGGGUGACCCAGAUGUACUCCAGAAUUUCGAAGCCCUUUGGCAGGUGUCUCCAAUGUUGGUCCCUACUUUCUGUAUCAUUCUCGGGUAUUACUACAAAAAAACGCAUAGUAUUCCCAAGACAGCGCGGACGGCGAAGCAGACAUUCCCAGAUCUCCCGCAUCUCAAGAAACUUUACAUUGUGACCGGCGUGCUUGGCUUGCUUCUCCAUGUCUACAGUGUUGCUAAAAUUGUAUUGUCACCCAACCUAACUUUGGCAUCUGUUUUUUGGCCCGACUUCAGAGGGCAGGCGAAGCCAUUAGGCGAAGGUCUCAGGGCUCUUUUCUUAACCGACUUCUGGGGUUUCUAUAUCGCCACCUACGGCUGGCUCUGUAUGGCAGUGUGGGACUUGAAACGAGUCGGCCGCACAACUGUCAACGUAUGGAAGGCCUCGGCGCUCAUUGCUUUGGGAAAUUUCAUCAUUGGACCUGGUGCUACUAUGUCUGCUGUCUGGUAUUGGAGAGAGUCUGCUCUAGCUAAGACAAGUUUUUAUCGUGAAGUGGCGUAA
This is a messenger RNA of Talaromyces proteolyticus, 2436 nucleotides long. Its product is annotated as FAD-binding domain-containing protein. Gene Ontology annotation, molecular function: FAD binding. Bases 1 to 2436 code for a protein of 811 amino acids. Lineage: Eukaryota; Fungi; Ascomycota; Eurotiomycetes; Eurotiales; Trichocomaceae. The record is from RefSeq and is a predicted model, not a curated record. The transcript is spliced from 5 exons.